AUGAAAUCUGUAGCAGAUCCUCAAAAUUAUGGUGAUGAAGUACCUGCUGUAGCUCUGUUGUUUCCUGAAAAAUUUUCACAUAUGGGAUUAUCAGAAUAAGAUUUUUUAAGAUUAAGAACAAAAAAAGAAAUUAAAGAUAUUUUUGAAUCAAUUGGAAUUAAAUAUGGUUUUGGAAAAUUUGAAGGCAUAUUUAAAAGAGCAAAAUAAAUUCAAAAUAAAAAUGAUGAUAAAGUAUCUGUAAAAUCCUUUUAAUUAGCAGUAUAGGAGAUGCAUUACAUUGAUUGA
Paramecium tetraurelia is the source of this 285-nucleotide messenger RNA. RefSeq lists its product as uncharacterized. Lineage: Eukaryota; Ciliophora; Oligohymenophorea; Peniculida; Parameciidae. The transcript is spliced from 2 exons. The record is from RefSeq and is a predicted model, not a curated record.